This is a messenger RNA of Laetiporus sulphureus 93-53, 342 nucleotides long. RefSeq lists its product as uncharacterized. Lineage: Eukaryota; Fungi; Basidiomycota; Agaricomycetes; Polyporales; Laetiporaceae. Bases 1 to 342 code for a protein of 113 amino acids. The transcript is spliced from 4 exons. The record is from RefSeq and is a predicted model, not a curated record.
AUGUCUGAGGAAUGGGAGGGACGGCAAGGCGCUUCUACUCGGGUCGCGGGUGCUCGUCCCGGACGUCGCGCCACUAUGAAUCAAGGGGAGCGUCUUGUCUUGCGCAUUGACAAUGGGCCUGGGUGCAACAUCACCCCUCCUGCCAUUGCCACCUGGCUGAAACAUCCCAUUGAGCGCGUGCACGUUCUACUCAAUCGGAAGUGCAAGACGCUGAGUCAUACAUACGCCGAGAUGGCUAGCCCCGAUGCUGCGAAGGCGGCACUCCAUGCUCUUCCCGUCGUGGCAAGGAAACUUUCACGGUUCGGUAUGAACAGAUUCUACUGCAACCGCUCGGGGUGGUGA